Manduca sexta (tobacco hornworm) is the source of this 4951-nucleotide messenger RNA. Its product is annotated as leucine-rich repeat-containing protein 70. The record is from RefSeq and is a predicted model, not a curated record. Gene Ontology annotation, molecular function: protein binding. Bases 466 to 1914 code for a protein of 482 amino acids. Gene Ontology annotation, cellular component: plasma membrane. The transcript has 12 exons. NCBI's taxonomy places the organism in Eukaryota, Metazoa, Arthropoda, Insecta, Lepidoptera, Sphingidae.
CGUGCUAUAACUUACAGUAUCAGUAUACAGCCGAACUGACAACAAAGAAUUGGAACAUUGUUUACAUAGACUUUGGAAUGAGAUUCAUCGUGUUUACGCACAUCAAAUGUGUUUUGUCAAAUACGUUUAGAUAAACGUACUCGUUCCUUUAAUAAUUCGGUUGAAAAUAGUGUUUUUAGUAUUUUGAUUGUGGUGUUUAUAAUUUUAUUUAUAAAGCGUGAUUUUUCUAUCAUAACCUCGACUAUUUAUACUAUGUAUGUGUGUGUUUGACUUUUUUAUAAGUGGCCCUUAUACGUAUUGAAUUAAAAUUCAGACGAGGGCAAAAGGACAUAAAAUUUGAAGGGCGGCACUCGGAGGAUCCCCGCCACCAUGACCUAGUGCCACAUGACAUCGGCGCACCCUUUGUCUCCACACCGUAAACGCUCGCCAACCUGACACGAACACGAACUUAUUAAAUUAUCAAGGAUGGUGGCCCGGUGGCUGGUGGUGUGCUGCGUGGUGCUGUGCGCGCGGCCCGCGCAUCCGCAGGGAGCCCAGCAGUGCCCCGCGCCCAACACCAUCACGCCUUGCAGCUGCACCGUCAAGAAGAACGGCCUCGACAUUCUCUGCGAGUUCACGGAACAGCAGCAUAUUCAGAAGGCCAUGAACACGCUCCGUUCGAAGCCGAUGAUCAUAUUCUAUUUGAAAUUGCGCCACAACAAUUUGGCUAAAUUGCCCUCGUAUAUAUUCCUCGGCCUUGACAUUCGUCACCUGACCGUUCAUAACAGUAGUCUGGCUGUCAUUGAAGACUCCUCGCUCAGUUCCAUUGGCAACAAGUUGACGCAACUCGACGUAUCGCAGAACAGUCUGGCAACGAUUCCCACAUCGUCGUUUACGCAUCUUAAUCACCUGCUCAUACUCAACAUGAACCAUAACAAGGUAACUGCGGUGCACAACCGCGCUUUCAUGGGGCUAGACACAUUGGAGAUUUUAACUCUAUACGAGAACAGAAUAUCUGUCGUCGACGGCGAGGCUUUCAAAGGACUCGAGAAAAAACUAAAACGCUUGAAUCUUGGCGGAAACGAAUUGACGGCGGUGCCGCAGAAAGCUCUCGCAUUGCUCGAAAAUUUGAAAAAGCUUGAGAUGCAGGAAAAUCGGAUAACUUCGAUUUCGGAAGGAGAUUUUGCGGGGCUACGCAAUCUUGAUUCUUUGGGAUUGGCUCAUAAUCAGCUUCGUGAAGUACCGUCUCAGGUAUUUUCACAUCUGACGUUUCUGAACUCAUUGGAACUGGAAGGCAACUUAAUUCAACGGAUUGAUGAAAAGGCUUUUGCUGGACUUGAAGAAAAUCUUCAGUACCUGCGUCUUGGCGAUAAUCGUCUCCACGAGAUACCCUCAGAGGCUCUUCGACCUUUGCAUCGUUUACGCCAUUUGGACUUACGUUCCAACAACAUAACAUACAUCAGCGAGGAUGCAUUCACUGGCUAUGGAGACUCUAUUACUUUCCUCAAUUUGCAGAAGAAUAUGAUUCACCAGCUGCCUACGAUGGGCUUCGAUAAUCUCAAUUCACUGGAGACGUUGAAUCUGCAGAACAAUAAGUUACAGCAUAUACCCGAGGAGAUAAUGGAACCAAUUUUGGACACGCUUCGGGUGGUUGAUAUUAUGGAUAAUCCCCUUAUAUGCGAUUGUGAGCUGGCGUGGUACGAGGCAUGGCUGGCAGGGUUGCGCGACCGUGAUGACGAGAUGAUGCAAAAGAAGCGCACCGUGUGUACCAUGGUAAACGAGCACAGGGAAUACAGCGUCGCCAAGAUGCCUCUUGAAAAAAUGAAUUGCAAGAGGAAACCCGCGUACGGACGCACUUCCAGCGCUCCCACCGCUCGCCCCGCCAUUAGCUUCGCGACCAACGCUCUCCUCGUUGCUGCUGCCAGGUGGCUCUAGAUUAAUCACCUAAUUAAUUUAUAUUUUAAUUUAAUCCUUAUUAAUUUCUAGUGAAGGAUCAAAUCGGGCCAGCUGUGGCCGGAUGGCCCGAUGCGCGUCCCUUCGCUGCGUUCGUAAGUUCCGUUCAAAUCUUGAUAACGUGAUGAAUUUGUGCAAUAAACUACGAUACAUAUCAAUUUUGGGCUGACUAAAACAAAAUUAGUAAUAUAUAAUAUGGAGCGGUAGCUUGAUAAGUGAUGAAGAUGGUUUUAACGUGAAUGGUGUAAGUUAGUGUGAUACAGUAUUUUUAAAGUUAAAUAACCUCUUACGGUAUGCCUUACUAAUAGUAAUGUACCAUGAAGUAGGUGACAUGCUCCGACACCAGUACGGCAUUUUAGUAAUAGCGAGUAUCACUGAAGAUGUGUUUAUUAUCGUAGCGCGAGCUCCAUUUGCUUGGAGAUCUACCAAAGAUAAAUCUUUUGAAAUUGUGACUUUUCACAGAACACUAGGCGUUUUACGCAAUCUCUUAGCAAAUACGUUUGGUUUUUAAAUUUAUAUGACCCUUGUAAUUUUGAGGAGAACUCUAAUAUUUUUUAUCGUUUACCCCUGCCUUACAGUGUAAAUGUACACGUAUUAGUGAGCUUUUAUGUAUUUACGAUGUUGACUAUUGCAAUAUUAUUCUAUAUUCUAUACAUUAUUAGAAGGCGGUUCGAAGUUAUAUAACCCAACGUAUUUAUUGUAAAUUUGUAUAUCAUUGAUAUCCACGUUUAAAGUUAUUCCAAGUUCAAAUGUUCAUUCCAGUUGUAAUAAUGCUAACGUGUAAUAUGUUUUGAUUAGAUGAAAUGCGGUUACCUUUAUCUUUUUAUCCGAGGACAUGUCUCGAAUAAUCAAUAUUAUAUAGCCCAUUAAUGUUCGAUUUGAUGUAGCCUAGAUAAGGUUAGAUAAGUGUUAGGUUUAUUCUUUUUGAAUUGUUUGACUCUAUUUAUAAAUUUAUAUUUAAUUUAAAAUUGCUUUUUAAUUAUUCCGUUGAAUAACUUCUAUGACUACUUUUAAUUUCCUACAUUUUGCAUGAAAGCGUUAUAGAUUUUAAUCCUAUGUAAAAAUUCAUUUAAGUUAUUUAACAUUGAAGUUGACAUACAUUUUAUCGUUAUUACGUAGUGGAGUAAUAAAUGUGACUUUAAACUGUUGCUUAUUCAUUUUAUUUGCAAUGCGUCAAUCGCUGUUGCUUUCGUUGCGUCAAUUGCAAAUUAAAAUUUAUUGAUUUCGCAUAAUUGGAUUGCUUUAAAUAUUCUAAAGCCUGAAGUUUAUCGCGAGCAAUAUAAUAUAACGUUAAGUGAUAAAAUUGUAACCAAAAACAUAUCCUUUAGUCUGAAUUAUGUAAUUAUAAGAAUGUUUAAUAUACGAAUAUAUGGAAUGAGAAAUGUGAUAUGAUAUUUGGGGGAGUGCAAUUGAAAUUAACGGAUGACCAAGUUCAUGCCUUUUCUUUUAUCCCAUUUAUAAACGAAAUUAAAUAUAAAUGUGUGAUUUAUGUAAGACGCGAGUUGAACGCAUUCGUUCAAUUUACAUACAUUUACACAUUUACGAGAAACAAUUAGAAUUAGGAUAAUUAGAGGCUUCGAAAUUGUAUAAACAUGAAUGUUGUUAACCUUUUACUAAACUUUUGUGGAUUAUGCACCAUUAGCGUAUUCCUUUUUAUGCACUAUGUAUUUAUAAUUAGAAUGAAAAUGUUCAGAGUCGAAAUAACCUGAUAAAUUAAGUGUUUCUUGAUAUUAAGCUUCUAUCAAUGUAAUUUUUCUUCAUUGUCGUGUUACAGAAUAUUGGUGUUAUAUAUUCGUAUUGUACCUAUCGCUUAAUUAUGUAAAUCUGACGCAAGUUAAAAUUAUAAAAAAUAUGUUAAAGAAGCUACUUCCAGACUAUAAAGAUUAAUGUUAUUCUUUUAGAAAUCAAUAUAAUAUUAAUAGUCAAACUCAAUUUUCCUAUUAUAUUUCAAAAAUAUUUUUGCUAUCACCAAAAUCAAAACAAAUUAUAAUCUAUAUUUUUUAAAAUAAAUUGCUUCAAAUGUCUACUAACAUAAACGGAUGGUUAAUAUAAACUUUCAAAAGUAACCAAGCUAGUUCUCGGAGUUUACAAUUUAAAUGCAGAUGUAAAAAUAGCGACCUCCUUUAUUUACAGUUGGAAAUUUUAAAAGUGUUUUGCUGCAAUGCUGUCAUUGUGUCGAUAAAGAUAAACCGGAUUUGUGGUCGAACAUGGAUUGUUUCUAAAAUAUUUAAAGAAACGCCUAAAAACUGAUAUAUCUUUGUUGAUGGUAUUUCCAAAUGUUUGUAGUCUGGAUAUGUCUUCGAAAUAUUUUAACUUAUAUAACGACAUUCAUUCCUUAUAUAAAGACAAACGACUUUUUAAUCAAUAUAAACUGGCAUGAAAUGUAUUGCGUAUUAAAAUUAAAAGUAGUGAUUAUUUUGUGUAUUAAUGUAUAACAGUAGUGUAUUCAUAUAUCAAACAUCAUACGAUGUAUCAAUGGGAACCAGCAUAAACAUAUCGGGGAGGCAGAGCGAAAUCGAUUUAUAACAAGUGUUGUUCUGCCGACCUUACAUAUCAAUUUAAUAUAAGUCACUUUAAUGUAAUUAUAUGUAUUCAUUGUUGUGUGUUGUUUAUACAUAAACUAUAUUCAUUGUUAAACGUUUAUCCGUUGUUGUAUGGUUGUCGCUUGUAUAUUCCUCUGUAAUUCUUAAUAUAAGUGUAAUUCGAAUAUAAUCCAUUAUCGAAUACUGGCAUAAUAUAUAAAUGUAUCUCAUAUUAACGUAUAGACAAUUUAAAAGCUGUUUAUUGAUAUUGCAAUAUGUUUACUACUUACAUAUAUUGUCCAACUCAUUUCCUAUUUAUUGAACUCAUAACUGUAUCGGUUUCUGAGCUUCAAUCUUGUUUAAAAGUGUUCUUGAUAAGUUUAUAGUCACAUUUAUUAUUUAAAUUAUAUCUAAUACUAGGUAGUUUUAAUCUAAUAAUGAAAUUUCGCUGUAAAGGUGUAUUUAUUUAAUUUCGGUUUAAAUAAAAAAAAUAUGAU